GGAAAGCGCCCCUCCCGUAAUCGAGAUCGAGCCAACCGCCAAUCCCAAAUCGAUUCCGAGGCGCCAUGGCCUCCGCUGCGACUGCGACGCCUGCGCCUUUGCUCCCCGUGACCAACCCGGCGGCCGGCGGCGGCUCCGCGCCGCCCUCGGGCGCGGUCCUCUCCGACGCGGCGCUCGCCACGCCGGCCUUCCGCCUCUUCGUGGGCCGGCUGGCCGACACGGCGCGGCGCUCGCUCGCGGACCGGCGUCCCUGGACGGAGCUGCUGGACCGGUCGGCCUUCUCCCGCCCGGACUCCCUCUCCGAGGCCACCUCGCGGCUGCGGCGCAACCUCGGCUACUUCCGAGUCAACUACGCCGCCGUGGUCGCCUUCUCCCUCGCGGCCUCGCUCCUGGCGCACCCCUUCUCCCUCCUUGUCCUCCUCAGCAUCCUCGGCGCCUGGUGCUUCCUCUACGUCUUCCGGGCCUCCGACCAGCCCGUCGUGCUCUUCGGCCGCACCUUCACCGACCGCGAGACGCUGCUCGGCCUCGUCGUCGCGUCCGUGCUCGCCUUCUUCCUCACCUCCGUGGCUUCGCUCAUCAUCUCCGGGCUCCUCGUCGGGGGCGCCAUCGUCGCCGCGCACGGCGCUUGCCGCAUGCCGGAGGACCUCUUCCUUGAUGAUCCCAGCGCUGCGUCCAAUGGCAACACCACCAGCAGGCUGCUGUCCUUCCUCGCGUCGCCCGGAUCUGGGGUUUGACGCGUCCACGACGGGUAAAAUCCAGUAGGGUUUUUGUGCUCGAGGAAUUCAUUUGAAGUCAAGAUCUGAAAAUCGGUAGAAAAUCUGGCCCCGUAGCCGCAGCAAAGAGCUUCUCGUUCCUAUGGUAGUACUUAAUUGUGAGUAUCCAUGGAUAUGCAGAUCUGAUUUUGUUCUAAUAUGUGUCUCGAAUUAUGCAAAGAUCUGCAAGAGCUGUACUUCUCUUACAUUUCACCAGAUGUGGUGACAGUGAGCAUUAUCAAAUUGCUAACAUGUAUCUAUGGUGCUCUUUGAUUUGUUUGGACAUCAUGGGAAAUUUUUUUGGAUCUCCAGUUACUUUU
This is a messenger RNA of Setaria italica (foxtail millet), 1072 nucleotides long. Its product is annotated as PRA1 family protein B2. Gene Ontology annotation, biological process: vesicle-mediated transport. Bases 66 to 734 code for a protein of 222 amino acids. The record is from RefSeq and is a predicted model, not a curated record. The transcript has a single exon. Lineage: Eukaryota; Viridiplantae; Streptophyta; Magnoliopsida; Poales; Poaceae. Gene Ontology annotation, cellular component: Golgi apparatus; endoplasmic reticulum.